Benincasa hispida (wax gourd) is the source of this 2198-nucleotide messenger RNA. Its product is annotated as carnosic acid synthase-like. The record is from RefSeq and is a predicted model, not a curated record. Lineage: Eukaryota; Viridiplantae; Streptophyta; Magnoliopsida; Cucurbitales; Cucurbitaceae. Gene Ontology annotation, molecular function: heme binding; monooxygenase activity; oxidoreductase activity, acting on paired donors, with incorporation or reduction of molecular oxygen.
GUCGGUUGCAUGAGGGCGUUUGAGAAUGGCAUAUACCUUGUUUCAGCUUAUUGUCUCUAUGGUUCGUGCACGUUCUGCUUCUUGGUGGAUUGAACUUUAGGGUUUUCUCUUGCUCCUUUAUUUUAUUUGCCUUUAGUUUUCUCUUGGACACUUUGUUUUUUAUGUGUUCCUCGACUUGUGGGUUUUUUUUCUUCUAAUUGGUUUGUUUGUUUUCCUUUUGAGUGUCUUUUUAUUAUGGUUAUGUUUGUUUCAUUUGUGCACUGUUUAUUUAGGUGGUUUGUUUGCGAUGGUGCCUUGAUCCCAGCUGUGUGGGAUCACUCUUAUUAUUAUAUAAUUAUAUUACUUAUUAAAAAUAUAUAGAGAGAGAGAGAGAGGAACGUGUACGGGUUUGUUUUAUUUUAUUUUCUUUUACUUUUAAAGAAAAAUAUAAUAAAGGGUGUUAAUAGUGAAAUCGUGUCAAGAUAUUUUCGCUUGAAUUAUUCAUUUGAGAAAGCCUCCCAUCAGUAAUUGGUAUGGCAGUCUCAGCUCCCUUCGUCUUCUCAUUUUGGUCCGUAGAUUAUUCCAACGGAGACAAACAAACUUCAACCGCCGUUCUUUUGAUCUUCGUCUUUGUUUUUGCUCUGUUAUGGCUCCGACCCAAAUUCCGGCGUCCCUCUUUGCCUCCAGGCCCCCGUGGCCUGCCGCUGGUCGGAUACCUUCCAUUUUUAUCCGGAAAUCUUCACCACACCUUCGCCGAUUUGGCCCAAAUCUACGGCCCAAUUUUCAAGCUCCGCCUUGGAACCAAGCUCUGCGUCGUUCUCAGCUCCCCUUCCUCUGUCAAUGAAGCCCUCCACCACCAAGAAACCGUCUUGGACAACCGAGAUUCCACCAUCAGCGCUCUUCUUGCCACCUACGGCGGAGCCGAUAUUCUGUUCAGCCAGGACGAAGGCGAUUGGAAAAAGCUGAGAAAAAUCUUCACCCGCAAAAUGCUUAGCAAAUCAAAUCUGGAUGCGUCCUAUUCUUUGCGAAGAAAAGAAGUGAGAAAAGUGAUUAAAGGUGCGUUCGAAUCGGCCGGAAGCCCAAUUAAUAUCGGCAAACUGGGUUUCUUCGCGACUGUGAAAUCGGUUAUGGCCAUGACGUGGGGCGGCUCUGGGGGGCUGAUCGGAAUGGAUGAGGCUGAUUUGGAAGCUAAGUUCAGGGAAGUGGUGGAUGAACUGAUGAUAUUGGUUGGAACUCCGAAUUUGUCGGAUCUUUUUCCGGUGUUGGGUCGGUUUGAUUUGCAGGGAAUUGCGAGGAAGAUGAAGAAGGUGAUGAAUGUUUUUUAUGAGAUUCUGAAUUCUGCCAUUGAAGAACAGAGGAAGAUGGGAGGACAUGGGGUGGAAAGGAGAGGAUUUUUGCAGUGUCUGUUGGAGUUCAAGGACAGCGAGGAUAGUUCAGAGUCCAUUACUGAUAACCAACUUAAGGGCUUGCUUAUGGACAUCAUCAUUGGAGGAACAGACACGACAGCUACUACGAUCGAAUGGGCAAUAGCAGAGCUGAUGCAACAACCAAACACAAUGAAGAAAGUCGUAGAAGAAUUAACAAAAGUUGUGGGAUUAAACCAAAUGGUAGAAGAUUUUCACUUAUCUAAAUUACACUAUUUAGAUGCAGUGGUUAAAGAGACACUUCGUUUACACCCACCCUUAUCUCUUUUAGUGCCACGUACAGCUACCCAAACAAUCAUCCUUGGAGGGUACACUAUCCCAAAGAACUCAGCUAUCUACUUUAACAUUUGGGCCAUCCAAAGAGACCCUAAAGUUUGGGACAACCCGUUAAACUUUUGGCCUGAGAGAUUCUUGAAUGAAUUUACUAGAAACGCUUAUGAUUUCACUGGCAAUAACAUAAAGUUUUGUCCAUUUGGGUCAGGUAAAAAGGUAUGUGCAGGGAUUCCUUUAGCUGAGAGGUUGUUGGUUUUAAUAUUAGCAUCAUUGUUGCAUGCUUUUGAGUGGGAAUUGCCUGAAGGUUCAAAGCUUGAUUCGGAAGAGACGUUUGGAAUUGUCACCAGGAAGUUGAACCCCUUGGUUGCUAUUCCUAUACCAAGGCUUUCCAACUUGGAGCUUUAUAAUAUAAUGUAGAUUUGUACUAAAUAAUUUCGAAUAUGGCUACAUUUUACUAGUCAAAUCAAGGAAUAUUAUCUAUGUUUGAAAUAUAAUGAAUGAGGUAAAUUAAGUUUUGUUUUU